Messenger RNA from Parastagonospora nodorum SN15, 2046 nucleotides. RefSeq lists its product as hypothetical. The coding region runs from base 1 to 2046 and encodes 681 amino acids. Gene Ontology annotation, molecular function: DNA binding; DNA topoisomerase type I (single strand cut, ATP-independent) activity. The record is from RefSeq and is a predicted model, not a curated record. Gene Ontology annotation, biological process: DNA topological change. The transcript has 4 exons. Gene Ontology annotation, cellular component: nucleus. Lineage: Eukaryota; Fungi; Ascomycota; Dothideomycetes; Pleosporales; Phaeosphaeriaceae.
AUGCAGGCUGACAGUGAACAGGAGGCUGUUCGUGGUAUACAAUGGGUCAAGAAUUACAAGUUCGACUUCCGCUUCCAACAGUGGGGUCAGUCUAAUGUUACAUUCACAUGCGUUGCUGGCCACAUUGUCGCCCAGGACUUUCCAGAUCGAUUCAGAAAGUGGCACUCUUGCCAGCCAGCAGAUCUCUUCGAUGCUCCUAUUCAGAGUUCAAUCGCAGAGGUGCGAACCAAUGCCAGAGUUCCAGCUUCUUCACUGACUGAUAAAACGCAGGACAAGAAGAUCGUGGCAAGUAACAUCGAGGCUCAGGCAAGAUAUGCUUCCAUCCUUUUCAUCUGGACCGAUUGCGAUCGUGAAGGCGAGCACAUCGGGACCGAGAUCCGUGACAUCGCGCUCAAAGUCAAUCCAAAUAUGCAGGUCUACAGGGCACGGUUCAGCAAUAUCGAGAGAGCGUGGGUAAUACUUUUUCCAGUUGACUUCAACCAUGUCAUCCAAGCCUCACAAAACCCAAUCCGUCUCGAUGAGGCACAAGCGAAUGCCGUGUCAGCCCGCAUCGAACUCGACUUGCGACUAGGAGCAGCCUUUACCCGCAUGCAGACAAUGGCUCUGCAGAACAUGAUCCCCACGCAAGGUGACGAGCGUGGGAAGGUCAUCAGCUAUGGGUCGUGCCAGUUUCCAACCUUGGGUUUCGUUGUGGAUCGGUACCUGCGCGUGCGCAACUUUGUGCCAGAACCUUUCUGGUACAUCAAGGUAGCGCACACCAAGGACAAGAUCGACGUCAAGUUCAACUGGCGACGCGGUCACCUGUUCGAUCGCUUGGCUGUCAUCAUCAUUUUCGAGAGGUGUCUACUCGCAAAGACGGCAAAAGUCAUGAAGAUGGCCAAGAAGCCGACGAAGAAGUGGAAGCCAUUGCCACUGACCACGGUUGAACUCCAGAAGAAUGGUAGUCGCUUCCUCCGCAUGACUUCACAAGAAGUGAUGAAGGUUGCCGAAGACCUCUACACGAAGGGUUGGAUUAGCUACCCGCGCACUGAGACGGAUCAAUUUGACCGAGGAAUGGAUCUACGAGCACUGGUGGCAAGGCAGACUCAAGACAAUGCCUGGGGCCAGUUUGCACAAUCUCUCAUGGACGGCGGCUUCAAGCAGCCUCGUGACGGACGGAACAACGACAAAGCUCAUCCGCCUAUUCACCCGGUCAACUACGUGGCACCAACCCAGCUCAACCAGAACGAGAAGCGAGUGUAUGAAUUUGUGGUACGCCGUUUCCUGGCGUGUUGCUCCGAAGAUGCUGCGGGUGAAGCUACAGAUAUUGAGAUCGAUUACGGAGGUGAAUUCUUCCAUGCGCAUGGUCUCACAGUUAUUGCACGGAACUAUCUCAAUGUUUAUCCGUACGACAAGUGGGUGAGCAGCCAGGAACUACCGCAGUACACUGUUGGCGAGACAUUCGAGCCGACUGAAGCGAACAUGCAUGACGGCCAAACUUCCGCGCCAGCAUAUCUUACGGAGCCCGAGCUCAUCGCCCUCAUGGACGCAAACGGUAUUGGCACGGAUGCAACCAUGGCAGAGCAUAUUGCAAAGGUCCAAGAACGGGAGUACGUUAUAGCACGGCCCAAAGGUGGUGGUGCACCUGCAAACAACGACGACGGUGGCGGUAGAGGUCGUGGUCGUGGCCGUGGCCGUGGUGGUGCUCGCGGCGGCAGAGGCGGCCGAGGUGGAUCAGCAGCGCAGAACGAGAGAGGUGCGACUACCGGCAUACAGGAAUUCAUUCCGACGACACUGGGUAUUGCGCUUAUCGAAGGCUACGAUAACGUGGGCAUCGAGACGUCCCUCAGCAAGCCGUUCCUGCGCAAAGAGAUGGAGGUACAGAUGAAAGCCAUUUGCGACGGCCGCACUACGCGCCAGGAAGUAGUCCAACAAAACAUCGAGCAAUAUCGGGCCGUCUUUACUCGGACGGCACAGCAGAUCAACGUGCUAAAAUCUACUGGUCGCUUAUGUGAGGUACUCCAGGCGAUCCGCAAGUACGUGUUGGGAGAAGCGAAUCAUGGAUGA